CAGAAUAACCCUGUUCUUUUCUAUGUGGACGAUGAUGAGAAACACUCCCAUAUAUAAUGAUAUUUUAAAUGUACCACCAGAUCUCUUCUGGGCGGGACAGAUAUGAUACCUUUGGGCAUGAAAGAUCCGAGUCCCUUACUUUCCCCAACGCACUACUCUUGUGUCGUUUACUGCGUUUCAUCCGAGCCCGCUCAUGGCUAUCAGAGGAGUUCACAGUCUGGCGAACGCUAUUCAGCAGACAAUUACUUGUCAUGUUUAGAUACCCCCUCUGCUCUGUGUUUCCGUGCUUCUUUCCGGGCUUCUCUAACAGACGAAUGAGAAACACUCCCAUAUAUAAUGAUAUUUUCAAUGUACCACCAGUACAUUGGUCUCUAUCUCGUUACAUUGUUCCUUAGUGCUAUCCAAAGUGAACGCAACCCACGCAUAAUCAGGGCAACAUUAAAGAGUCUUGUUUGAUCUUCAACAAUCUUAAACUGAGUAUGGG
This is a messenger RNA of Aspergillus novofumigatus IBT 16806, 484 nucleotides long. RefSeq lists its product as uncharacterized. Bases 69 to 395 code for a protein of 108 amino acids. The record is from RefSeq and is a predicted model, not a curated record. The transcript has a single exon. Lineage: Eukaryota; Fungi; Ascomycota; Eurotiomycetes; Eurotiales; Aspergillaceae.